Pyrenophora tritici-repentis Pt-1C-BFP is the source of this 1545-nucleotide messenger RNA. The record is from RefSeq and is a predicted model, not a curated record. NCBI's taxonomy places the organism in Eukaryota, Fungi, Ascomycota, Dothideomycetes, Pleosporales, Pleosporaceae.
AUGUUACCUAGCAUCCUGACGCUAUUCGUUGUUGCAGGCUGGGUCCUGACGUCGGUCGUGCCAAACAUCGGAGGAGGUUUUGCUUCGCCCUUCAAUCUCUCUCCUAGAACCCCUGCAGCCGGCAUCGACUGGAAGACAUUGGCAACAAAGCUUUCUGUCAAUGCGAAGAUCUACCUUCCAGGCACAAAGGAGUUUGCUACCUACACAAAUCGAUGGUCCAAUCUUGAAGCUCCCACGCCAAACAUCGUCAUCGCACCGGGCAUAGAUAGGGAUGUUCAAAAGAUCGUCAACUUUGCGAAUACGCAUAACAUUCCUUUCCUCACCUACAACGGCCAUCAUGGAACCCUUACAACUUUGGGCAGGAUGGACUAUGGUAUCGAGAUCUAUAUGCCUCAGCUAAACUCUAUCUCGAUCGCCAAGGAUGGAAAGUCGGUGACCGUAGGGGGUGGCAUCAACACGAAGAAUUUGACUGAUACUCUUUGGGCUAUUGGAAAGCAGACUGUCACCGGAUGCUGUGAAUGCGUCAGCUUCUUGGGACCGGCCCUCGGUGGCGGUCACGGGUGGUUCCAGGGUCACUAUGGUCUGAUCACCGAUCAGUUACUUUCCAUGAAGGUUGUGCUCGCGAACGGAGACUUGAAGACGAUCGAUAGCAAAUCAGACUUGUGGUGGGGCAUGCAAGGCGCUGGCCACAACUUCGGCAUCGUCACAUCCGUCACUACCAAGGUUUACGACAUCAAGCAUUACGACUGGGCAAUUGAGACUAUUGUCUUCAGCGGUGAUAAGGUCGAGGAGGUGUACGAGGCUGUCAACAAGUACAUUCUCCAGGGUGGAAAGCAGGCCGCGGACAUUCAUGACUGGACUUACUGGCAGAACGAUGCAACAUACAGCACUGAGGGGCCGGUCAUCGUGAUCUACAUCGUCCAAGAGGGUGUUACUGCUGUCGAUGCCAAGUACACCACCCCCUUUCACAAAAUCGGUCCCCUCGCUACGACGCCUCAGUCCGGCACCUACAAGGAUCUCGCAAAGUGGACUGGUAUCGCCCUCGAAUCGCCUCCAUGUCAGGACUUUGGCUUCAACAAUCCUCGCUUCCCUAUCUACAUAAAAUCCUACAACGUCACUGCGCAGCGAAAGGCCUGGGACCUCUACUCCUCCGCUAUUUCUGGUACCGACAACCCAUACUAUAACUCCAUCUUCAUGUUCGAAGACUACGCCAGUGGCGGUGUCCGCUUCCGUAACAACAACGCUAGCGCGUUCGGCUUCCGCGACGCGCACACCCUCGCUGCACCUCUGAUCGUAUACAACUCCACUGGCAAGGCGCAGGACAAUGCCGUCAAGAAGCUCGGCACUCAGCUUCGCGACAUCAUCCGGGAGGGUACAGGGUCAAAGGAAUUACAUACGUAUGUAAACUAUGCGUACGGUGAUGAGGGACCGAAAGCCUGGUAUGGUCACGAGAGCUGGAGGCAGAAGAAGCUCCAGGCGCUUAAGCAGAAGUAUGACCCCACGGGCAAAUUCAGCUUCUACGCACCAAUAGCAACGCACCAAUAG